AUGGAUUCACGGAGAACGACGACACGCUCCUCUCCUAGAAAUGGAAGAUCCAACAAUGGGAAUGAUAUCAGUGGGAGUAGCCGGCCCAGUAGCUGCAGCUACCUCUCUAACGUGAGGCCAGAGAACAGGAGCACACUCUGCAGCGUGAUUGCACAGUUAACAGAGGAAACGCAGCCCUCCUUCGAAACAAUCCUCAAGUCAAAAGCUGUGUCUGAGAAUUCCUAUGUGAAGUUCACGUGUGUGGUUACAGGAUACCCUAUUCCUCAAGUCAUUUGGUACAAGGAUGAUGUGCAGUUAGACAGAUACUGUGGACUGCCUAAAUAUGAAAUCUUCCGCAAUGGACAAAACCAUUCCCUGCACAUCUACAAUUGCACUGUGGAGGACGCAGCUAUAUACCAGGCCUCAGCCAGCAACAGUAAAGGCAUUGUGUCCUGUUCUGGGGUUCUGGAGGUGGGCGAAAUGAACGAGUUCAAGAUCCACCAGCGCUACUUCGGCAAGCUCAAACAAAAGGCAGAGAACAGACGCAGGGAAGCGGAAGGUAAAGAAAACCAGGAACCGCUCCGAACCAUCAGUCCGGACCGCACACAGAGGAAGCGCCGCUCCACAAUGGAGGCCUUUCUCAGCACUCCAAGCUCAAUGGAAGAUGAGAGCAACGAGGAGAGCCUUCAGGCUGUCGCUGUGGGGACAGAAGCCAGGCUACAGGAGGCCACUGUGGAAGAGGUGGAGGAAAAGCCAAUCCUCAUCACUAAAGGAGCAGUGUCAGCCUUAACUAAUGGACAGACUAUUGUUGACAACGCUAACAAGAGCGGGACAUGUAUACAUGACUCUGCCCAGAAGAUUUUUACUGCACGCGAACCCAAAACUCCCUUUGUCAAAAAGAAGAUUAAAAUGUCCAACAGUACACCAGGAGAGCGGCCAUCUGAGGAGAGAAUGGCAAAAGAUGAGACCUUAACCUCUGUAGCUCUGGGCUGCACAGAGAAAGUUCAGUCUGAGGGGAAUUCAGAAGAGUUUAUGGAAGUAGAGAACAUUGUUAGUUCGUCAGCUGUGGAUUCAGACUCCAGGAAUGUGCCAGAACGACAUCAGAAAUCAGAAACAGAGGAAUUAUUGCGUGCUGAAAGGCCUUCAAAGGGUGAAAACAUAUGUGUCGAGGUAGCCGUUCCUUCACAGAGAGGACAGCUGCCUGCCUCAGUACCCGCUGCUGCUCGUACAUCUACAAGUCGUACUGUUUCAAGGACUGAAGGGAAAAAAGAUGCAAAGCAUGAGAAGAAAGCUGGGCGUAAAGAUACUGAACAGAAUUUGGAAAUGCAGAACCAAAGUCCUCACAUGACCUCAACACAGCGACAGUCAAGUGCUGCAGCAGCAUCCCGACCACCCAAAAGCACAGUAAAGGGUGACAUUUCUAAAACAGAACAUGUUGAAGUCAUGGUUGUGGACGAGAAGUCAAAUACUGCUGGAUCUUUAGCACACAGAGACAUUGAGUCAGUGAACACACCACGUGAAGACAGAGCCUCUUUGCUUCAGCGUCCAUGUGAACAGACUGGAGGUCAGCCGUCUGCGAAUAAAGCAAGCCCCACCCAAGAAAAUGUGUCUGUGUCUCGGCCAGCGCUGCUGAACGAGGUUACACAGGCCCAUACAAAGAGGAACAGAAAUGAUGCACCUGUCAGCCUUGGGCUUCCACCCAACCAGAUGGAUGCACAAACACCACGAAAAGCCGAAUCAGAGAGAGAGACUACGGCAGAUGACAUCCAGACCCCGUCUUUGCGGUGUGGUCUUCAAGCAGCAAUUGACAAAAUGACACAGGGCACAUGGGAUCAUUCCAAGGGAUCAAAUGAAAGCAGUAGGGCCCUUUUUACAGACAUGCAGAAGUCACCCCUCCAAAGCCCUGGUGGUGGUGAGAACUCCCGAGGGUGUAAUGUUUCUUCCAGCACCCAGCAAAGCCAAAUUAAUACACCUAUAAAAACUGUUGAAGGGACAGAAAUACAAGUUGAUGAGAAGGUAGAAGGCAAAAGGGUAGGUACGUUAUCAGUGGAGUCUAACAGUUUGGCUCCAAAUGAGAAGAUAGUUGAGAUGGAGACUGAAAGUGCCGCUCUGCAUAUGAUUGGACACAUGAAAACAGAAAAGACCAAAGAUGCAGCAAAUAAAGACACUGAUGUUAUGAUUGUUGAUGGAUCGCAUAAAGAAACUGAGAAGAAUGAGCAUAUAUUAGAUAUGGAGGAGAAAACUAAUUCAGCAUCACAGGCUCUACAGUCCUCUAUGUUAGAGCCUGCAAUCUCACUCCUGACAAAAACGUCAGAAAACACAAACAUGUCUGAACUCCAGAUUAAAGAGUUCCAAGAAAUCACAAAAGUCAUAUCUGUAGCUGAACAUUUGAGAUCACAAAUAAAGGCUCUUGAAUCCACAAUAGUAAAUUCAGUGACCGCCUUACCGGUUCAUGCUGUCUUUGUACAAGAUCCAACUACAACUGUGACCGAAACAUGUGAGGAGUUAAAAGAAGAUAACAGCAAACCGACAGUGAAGAAGUCGAUGUCUGACAGGAAAGCUGACGCGAGUAUUACUCCCCCCAGAAACAUAAAAGAAUCCCUCAUUGAGGCCUAUAACCAACAAAAUAAAACUGAUCAGGAACAAAUUCCGUCUCAAGGUGCAAAUUCCCCGCCUGUUCAGGCUUUACAAAACCCAUCUGUAAUCCCUCCUAUCUCUGUCAUAGACACUGGCACCACUGCAGAGACCGCAGGACUUCAUGGCAGUGACAACACCAAUCACAAAGGUGUCAUGGACAUUUGCCAGGAAACGGAAGCCUCAACUCAGUUUCCUCUGAAAGAUUGCCCUGUUGUUUCCCUUUCUGGGAGUGAAAAUAUCAAACACAAUCUUCCUCCUUUGACCUCUCAGGAUGAACUGACCAAAAUACUUUCAUCUGGAACUGUACCACGAGAACAUGGGACUCCAAUUGCAGUGACAAAUAUUACAGUUCUGGAGCAUGCCAAAUGUCAACCGGUUCAAGGCAAACACAUGGGAGUUACACAAAAGUUAACCCCAGAAAGUCAACUCAACUUCCAAACUGAAAUGGGGAUUACUGAAGUGAAUUCCACAACAGCAGAUAAAUACAACAUGGAAGAACACAACACAAACACCCGUUCUGUGCAGAGUGUACAAACGUUUCCAGCUAAAAAUGUACUUGGAACAGAUACACAAGGGAAUAAUCUUCACAUUAUUCAGGAGGAUAGCUCAAUAGUGGAGGAAUUUUCAAGGACUGACCUUUUAGGCAAACCAACUCCAGGGGUUAGUCCAUUGUUAAAGAAACAAGACUGCGUUUCUCCCAUUCCUUCUGCUACUCCACAAGAGCUAGCCUCUGGCGCCCGACGCAAAAUCCUAGUGCCAAAGGCCAAACCUGAGGAGGCCUCAGAGGCCCCAUCACCUGUUGAUAUCCAAACUCAGAAAAAGGACGUUCCUACAGAGAGCAGCAAGCUUUCCAUAAGUCCCGUGACCCUCACUACGUCUCCAAGCAUGUCAAAAAGGUCACCUCUACUUCAGCCCCCUGUUGAGCAAACCUGUCCUGCAGAAAAGCGUUCUCCGCUCUUGAACCGGAGGAAGACGGCAUCUGAGACUCAAGCACCAAGCCAGCCGCCCACUGAGGAGAUCCACACGCCGAAAACUGAGGGGAAACCUGCAGAGAGGGACAAGCAUGACCCAUUCAAAGCACCUCAAGUUAUUCGUAAGAUCAGGGGUGAAACCUUCGCGGAUGCCUCAGGACACUUGAAGCUGUGGUGCCAGUUCUUCAACGUACUUAGUGACUCAACAAUCAGAUGGUACAGAAAUACAGAGGCGAUUGCUCAGAUUAAAAGAAAUGCAGGGGAUGAGACUCAGGUCAACCUUGCCAUUGUUCAGGCAACCUGCAAAGACUCUGGUGUUUACGGAUGCACAAUCACAAAUGAAUAUGGGACCGACUCCACAGACUGUCUGCUUAGUGCAGAUAUCUUGGCUGGAAUGUCCCUGCGUGAGGACCUUGGUGUUGGAGAAGAGAUCGAAAUGACACCCCUGAUAUUCAACAAGGGUGUGGCUGAUACUGGGGUCUGGGGUAACACAUUUUUUGGCCGUAUAAUGAUGCAGGAAUCUCAUAUUGGUGAUGGCUGUUCUCAUAAAGUCUGGAGGGCAAAAGUCAUCUAUGGUCUGGAACCUGUGUUUGAGUCUGGAAACACGUGUAUCAUUAAAGUAUGCAACCCCAUCGCCUAUGGAGGCAAAGCAGAAAGCUGCCUUAUCGACAGGAACCUGGACAUUGCCAAGCAGGAGUGUAAAAUUCGGAACUUGGCUCGGGAAUACUGCAAAAUCUUCUCCGCAGAGGCAAGAGUGAUCGAAAGCUUUGGCCCGUCACUUGAGGUGAUCCCAGUCUACCUGAUGUACCGACCAGCAAACACUGUCCCUUACGCCACAGUGGAGGCUGAUCUGCCAGGAAACUAUCAGAAAUACUCUGUCCUUGAUGAUUCAGGCAGAAUAGACAUGAGGUCUGGCUCUGAGGCGGAGCAGAAGUGCUGUGCCCUGCAGCACUGGAUCUUUCAGUGGACCAAUGGCAGUCUGCUACUCACUCGUCUAGAAGGUGUUGACACCAAGAUCACCAAUGUUGGGAUUUCAGUUAAAUCGACGGGGCAUCAAGGUCUGUCUGUGGAAGGAAAUCCCAAAGUGUUUGAGCAGUUCGUCUCCCAGCACCAGUGUAACUACUUCUGUGGUCUGCUCAGCCUGAGGUCACUAAAGGUCAUGGACUCUUUAUUGAUGCCAUCGAAGCCUAAGGGCUCCCGGAGCCCAUUACUUCAACGCAAAAUGGCUGCUGACUCCUCCAGCCCUCAGGCCGGCCGGAGAGCUGCUGGCAGCCCCAGACUGCCCAGGAAGACUGAGCAAGAGGGCAGAAACACUAAACAAAAAGAUGCUGAUGCUCCCAAACUUGUUAAGGUGGAAUAG
Molecule: messenger RNA, 4947 nt
Organism: Cyclopterus lumpus (lumpfish)
Lineage: Eukaryota; Metazoa; Chordata; Actinopteri; Perciformes; Cyclopteridae
Product: alpha-protein kinase 3-like
Exons: 13
Coding region: 1-4947 (1648 amino acids)
Biological process (GO): protein phosphorylation; cardiac muscle cell development
Cellular component (GO): nucleus
Molecular function (GO): protein serine/threonine kinase activity; ATP binding
Source: RefSeq, a predicted model, not a curated record